AUGAUUAAUAUUUAAGAUAUCUCUCUAGCUCAAAAGAAAUCAAGAUCAAUCAAAGCUGGAAAGAAAAAUAAAUAUCAUCAAGUCAUUAAUCAUUUCUUUAAUGAUCACCUAAACAAAUUAGAAUAGCAGGAUUACAAACUGUUCUUGCUCAAAAUAUUUUUCACUCUACUGAUAAGAAAGAAUGAGAAUUUAGCACAUUUUCAAAUAAUUGACAUGCUAAAUCACAGCAAAGGAGACAACUUCAUGAUUAAAAAUAUCAAAAUUAUUCACAUCUACUACUUCGAGAGUAUUAUACUUGAAAAAAAUCAAUCAGAUACCUCAAGCUCAACAAUAAAUGUUUAGGAAGUUAUUGAAAGCAAUAGGCUAAUGACCAAAUUUGAGAAUUACUUACAUGUUACUUCUGAGUAGAUAUCCUUGUUUUGGAAAACUUUAUAGAUCUAAAAACUAGAUGUAGAUAUAUACAGACUAGGAAUAAAAAUAACAAAAAAAAUAGACAAAAUUAAUAGCUUAUACAAUAAAAUAGAGUCAAAAUUAAGUCAAAAUGUGGAUCAAAAGUUGUACCUCUAUAUGGCAGCUUUCUACAAAUUUGUAGUUUUUAAGAGCAAAGAAUGUCUAGAUGAAAUGUAAAAGCACAGAAACUCUUAAAAUUUACACAAAAUGUUUAAAUCUGAACUCAUAAAUGCAAAGUCACACAAUAAGGGAAUAAUUGUUGCAGAUUUUGAUUUUAAAAAACCAAUGUCAAUCAGAUUCAUCAAUAAAAAUGGGACAAAAUUAACGAAGUACGAUAGUGGUACAAUUCAAAGAUUAAAAAUAAAUGUACUUAUGCCUAAUUUAAUCUCAGAUAACCAUCAUCUGUUUAUAAGUAAGUUUUUCGAAACUGGAAAGUCAAAUGUUCUUAAUAAAGAAAGAAUAGCUUUGCUAAAAUAAAAAAAAGGCAAUGUGGUGCAUAUUACUCUAUCUAUAUUUAUAAACUUUCUGAACUACAAAUCAUUCAACAUGUUUUUUGACCUUGCUGAGGAGGUUAAUUAUAACCCAUUUAUUGAUUUUCAAGAUCAACUCUAAUAGCCAUUGAUAGGAUACCUGGUGCUGGAUGAUGAAUUAAAGGUUUAUGAAUUUUCUAAGAAUUGUAAACAGAUUUGCGGAUUAUCAUAGAAGAUUAUUAAUAAAAUGUAAGAUCAAAGUACAUUUUCCAUUCAUUUGGAGGACUUAUUUUAGCUGAAUGAUUCAGGUAUUGGCUUCAAGGAGAGAUUAUUUUCAGGUUUUGAAUACAAGGCGAUUGCUAAAUAUGAGGAGGGACUAAUUGUUAGGAAUGAAACAAUAUUGAUGCCUAGCAGUAGGUUUAACAUUAAUGACGAUAAAUCAGGUUCUGUACAAAACACAUCAUCACAGCAAAGAUCCUACGAUAAUAGCUAUGUCUCAGACUUUAUGAUAAAAUGUGUUAUUGAAAGUUUUCAUGAUGGUCUUGUAAAAAUGCCUAUUCUCUAUAUCAUUCAAAAUUCUAAUAUAACUUUCAAAAGCAAGACUUUAAUCGAAAACUAAGGAUACAGCAAAAUGAAAACUUUAAGGAACUCCUUGAAGGUAAAAGAGAUAUAAGAAGAAGCAAAAGAAUCAAUAAAUUACGAGUCAUUAAAUGAGAUUAUGGAUUUUCAUUCUUAGUCAUCUUGCUCUUAAUCAAGUGCUUCAGAAAAUAUAUACCUUGCCUACUCUAAAUUCACUGAAUAAAUUAAUCAAACGAAUACUCCAAGCACUCUUAAAUUCGUAAUGCAAGUCUUUCUCAUGCUGUACUUUGUUGUUUUAAUGACUAGUGUAGUUGAAUUCAUUUUGUCCUUCAUGAACUUUAAGUAGUCAGAUUAUGGUCUUAAAGUUACUCAUAUCUCUUUAUCAAGACUUAGCUGCUUUAGGAUAGUCAGACCAGUCAUACUUACACUUAUAUUUAUAGCAAAUGGAUACCAAGACAAUAAUAACUCAGUGCUUGAUGAUAGAUUCUCAUUUUAUCUUAACUAUCUAGAUCAAUACUCAGAGGAUUUCAGAAACUUUUAGGUUGAGCUAGAGUCAUUACAACUUUUUGAAGAGGGGGUUAAAUUGGAGAUUCAGUAGAUAGAUUUUAAAAAUUAGUUUUAUAAUAAAACAUUGACGCCCUCUCAAUCUAUAUAUUAUUACUUAGGCUAGAUAAGUGACGUUAUAGAGUAGGCAAGAGUUAGGGGACAAAGUGUAUUUGUCACUUAAAAUCCACAAGUAUUGAAUAGCUCACUUUUUAAUAUGCCUAAUAGUGCAACUUCUAUUGAACAGUAAUUAUACUUUUUGUGCUAAAACUAAAAUCAUAACAUAUAUAAUGACGUCAGAAUAUUCACAAGGACUUAUGAUGCAAUGAGAGCAGAUAUUGCAUCUAAAACUUAAUACACUGCAACAAUGACUUAUAUUUGCAUAGGCUUGAUAGUAGCCUGCUCAUUUUUAGUAAGUCCGUUUACUCUUAAAAUUACUGGAAGGACUAGUUCACUAAUAAAUUUAUUCCUGGAUUUUAGUCAUGAAGAGAUCAACAAAUGUGUGAAGAUGGUGGAUGAUUUUUUGACCUAUUUAAGUAAUGAAACAAAAGACGAUAUAGUGGAUUAGCUUAAAGUCAAGGCUAAAAAGUCAGGAACAAUGAGACCUAAAUCGAGAAGGAAGAGCAGUAAGAAGCUAUUUUAAAAGAAGAUAAGUGAGAGCAUAAAGAGAGAAGAUUUAGAAUUUCAAGAUCAAGAAGAAGUAUAGAACUUAGAUUAAGAUGAAGAAGAUCAAAGUGAAAACAGUAAUGAUGAUAAUCUGAGCAAUGUGAAGGAAGCCUCUGCAGCUAGCAUUUAAGAGGAUGAAAAGACCAGAGAGACUAAAAAAGGAAUGGAAGUCCUGAGGUAAAAGUUUAAAUCAUAAAUUAGAAGAAAACUUAUCAAGUAUUUGCUGGUUAUCCUUAUAAACGCUGCUGUCAUUUGCUCUUAUUUUGUGAUUUUCUAUUACAUUAGUGCUGAAACAUUCAAGUAGCUAGUCAAUGAUAUCGAUGUCUUGACUGCUAUCUACUCGAGAAAGACAUCAAAGGAAAAUGCCAUAUUUGGAGUGUUGUAAACGUUUUAUAAGAACAGAACUGAAUAUAUUAACGGGGGAUAAGAAGAAAUAAACUAUUAUUUGACAAGAGUAUACACUGAAGAGACAACUUAUCAAUAGGUCAUUGUUAAUAAAAGAAACAUUUAAAUAGCUAAUAUUCAGGAGGAAAUAAACAAAUUUGAGACUUAGGAAUUUUGCGAUCAUUUUUUCAACAAUCUAUCUUCAGAUCCUCUUUAUAAUGUAACAACCUCUCUAUGUAAAUAAUCUGCAGCUGGACUUGCUGCUUAAGGAUUGACAUUAUUCUUUUAUCAGCAAGUCUAAAACUAUUAGGCAAUAAGAGUAUAAUUUCCUAAGCUCAAGAGAUCCCUUGAAGGAAUUAAAAAAGUAAUAAAUGAUAAGCAAUUCUUAGAGACUCAAGAUGUCUAAACAAGAAUUCUCUCUAAACCCUGGCUUGACAUGUAAAAGAAGGCCCUAGACACUAUCUUAGAAUUCAAUUAUGGUGAGAAGGUUAAAUUCAUUGUAAUGUUUACUGCAUUUAUUGUACUACUCUUUGUCAUUAUUAUUCUAUUUAUAGCAAGUAAGCUUCUUACUCAUGUUUUUAUAAUCUUUUAGAAAUAUUCAGAAGCCUUAGAAAUGAAAUGA
Molecule: messenger RNA, 3714 nt
Organism: Stylonychia lemnae
Lineage: Eukaryota; Ciliophora; Spirotrichea; Sporadotrichida; Oxytrichidae
Source: the annotation of a GenBank genome assembly